This is a messenger RNA of Plasmodium malariae, 498 nucleotides long. Its product is annotated as tubulin-specific chaperone a, putative. Gene Ontology annotation, biological process: post-chaperonin tubulin folding pathway; tubulin complex assembly. The record is from RefSeq and is a predicted model, not a curated record. The transcript is spliced from 2 exons. Gene Ontology annotation, molecular function: beta-tubulin binding. Gene Ontology annotation, cellular component: microtubule cytoskeleton; cytosol. The coding region runs from base 1 to 498 and encodes 165 amino acids. Lineage: Eukaryota; Apicomplexa; Aconoidasida; Haemosporida; Plasmodiidae.
AUGGAAAACCUGCCCGCGCACUUUAGACUUUUAAAAAUUAACCACGGAGCUGUAAGAAGAUUGUUCAAAGAACUGAACUACUACGAAAAGGAAGAAAGAGAGCUAAGAAGCAAAGUAGAUAAGCUUAAGAAUGAGAACAGAAACGAAUGUGAAAUAAUUAGGUCUGAAGAAAUUUUGCAAGAAACUGUUCGAGUACUCCCGCAUAUCAGUAAUUCUUUGCAGAAAAGUUUACAAAAAUUAUGUGAAAUAAUUUAUGAACAUUUUCUUAACAUUUUAGAAAUAAAGGACAACAAAAUUGAAAUUUGUAAGGCAUGUUCUGAGAACGAAUUAAAAGAAAUACUAAUGACACAAUAUGAUGACUUUUGCAAAGAAAUAGAGGAUAUAAAUCAAAUAUUAGAAAAAAUAUUCAUUCACAUUAAAGAUGCCUCACUUCCUGUAUGCCCAUCCGUUGUUAAGAGCAACUUAGUCUUACCAAAGGAGGAAUGUGUUGAUAUAUAA